Molecule: messenger RNA, 5930 nt
Organism: Armigeres subalbatus
Lineage: Eukaryota; Metazoa; Arthropoda; Insecta; Diptera; Culicidae
Exons: 16
Coding region: 108-5777 (1889 amino acids)
Cellular component (GO): cell surface
Molecular function (GO): heparin binding
Source: RefSeq, a predicted model, not a curated record
CGAGUUUGUUUUUGUUGAUGGAUGAUCGUUCUGCUAAAACGGAACCGAACCUUGUGCGUGAAAGAACAGCCGGAAGCGCUUGCUUUGGAUGAGAAUAAUUCCCCCAAAUGGUCAUGUUAUUUACUACGUGGCUUUACGUUCUACUAAUUGCACCACAGGUGGUCUGGUGCUGGAAUGCUUUCGAUCAUGACGGUGGCAGCGAGAUGGAGUUACUCAUGCGACGCAAAUUGGAACUUUUGUCCAAACGAAGGAUCAGACAAGCCCCACAGGCAGUUGCAAGUGAAGUCGACACAUCUCAGUAUGACCUAACACUGCGUCGGGUCAAGUUGAAGCUAAAUCGCACUGCCGCUGGUCAGCAAACAGUAUUUUGCCGCGUCCGAAGCAGCGGAAACAUGUAUCUCUACUCCGAUAAUCAUAUUCUACGAAUCAUUGUUAGCGAAAGCGGCGUGAAACUGGCUUCGAUAGCCACGAUAUCCGAUAUCAACGAGGAAGUAGUUGAAUUCGAGAUGGAGGAACUGAAGACAGUAACUAACAAACGAUUGCUGGUGGGCGUCGUGUAUCUGCGAGAUCGAUUCCAUAUUUAUCAAAUUCCAGAAAAUGCGAAAAAUGAUGGCUCUACGACCAUAAAAGCCAGUCAGAAAAUCAACCGCCCAGGUCAUAUCCAGCGGUCCGUUUUGGUUCAGCACAAGUCUGAUUUGUUCCUCAUCAGCGGAUAUUCGGAAGCUGGCUUCGGUAAAGUUGUGAUCUACCGAUGGGUAGAUUACCACUUUUCCCUGCGUGAUGUCAAAGAAGUGUCACGCUGCGAUGAACUGUUGGUUUUCAGUGGCGAUCAAUUGGUUAUGCUGGUGCUGGAGUUUGCUAAGUACCCGGAACGUUCGGUAAAUAAUAUUUACAUGCUCAACGAUCAAUUCAAAUUGAUAAAAACUCAGGAGAUGUAUUUUCUGUUCGAUCGUUUACCACAUUACAAAGUAGAUAACCAAUUUUACAUAAUGCGUUGCCUGGCUUUAGACUCGUGCUUUUUAUACCGAUGGAAUGGCGAGAGCCUUUUCCGUCGCGUCAGUAAAAUAGGGUUGGAUCCAAGGAACAUUGAUAUUAUGACGUCCGAUUACGACAUGGCAGUAAUGUCCCACGGCAGAACUCUAUACUUCUAUAACAACCAGCCUUUGCUGAAGAUUGCUGCUUCGUAUGUGGUCAUUGGCAAACGCGGAACUGCGAUCGAUACUCCAUUUCCACUAGACCCCAAAGUGGGCAACUUGUUUCUUUAUAAGGAGGAAACCACGGGAAAGUUGUACCUCUGUAUCUUGUACAACUCCGGUCCCAAGAUGUUGGACAUGGUCGAAAUGCAGCUGAAUAAAGCAAGAAGCAUGCCCAGCGCAGGUGAACAAUCGAACUUUAACGCACUGAAGACAUGUCUUUUCCACAUCAAGGAUUUGGUGAACAUUCGCAAAAAGUGGAUUGACUUAUUAAAGUAUCAACUGAGCAAAACAGUACGCACAUGUAAAUCAAAAGGGCAACUUUUGUCAGCAUCCCAAGUGUUUCUGGCCGAAUCAAACAAGGUGGAUCAAAUAGAAGUUGGAGGAAUUAUUGAAACAUCUCCGCAGGGUUUGUUAACUGAUUGGAGCACCUCAAAAAGCAGCUUGGCAGCUUUGCAUGCACAGUCGCAAGAUUUGUUCUAUUUGAAUCGGAUGAACACGGUACAGUCAAAUAUGAAAAUUCAAGGAAACCUACGAACCAAAUCAACCCGAAUGAAACAUGUUAAGGUUCAUAAUCAGCAAAGAGGACCCGUUCAUGUACGUCCUAGAAGGGACUUACAGUCUUCAAAGGUUAUCACAUCGGCUAUUGUCAACGCUAGAGAAGUAUUGUACAGUGGACCAAUGUUUGCAUAUACGAUGAGUCGUUCCAAUAUAAAUUACGUCUCGUCUCCUGUGCAUAUUGGUAACCUUUAUACGACAAGAGUUCAUGUUAGUACGAAUGCAAUUAACCGGAUUCAGAUAGAUCAUAUGUUGUACAACGCAACCGAUAAGUUUGUGGAACAAGGACACAAAGUAUUCAGCGCGAUGGAUCUGACCGCCUUCAAAGUCUACUCAGUGAAUGGAGUCAAAGCUGCUCCGAGAUUCUCCAGUUUGCGGAAAUUUGUCGUUUCAACAGGGGCUGGCGUUCCUGUCAAAUUGUCUGGAACGCGGGGCGUCACGAAUCUGAUCGUAAGCGGAACAUUCAACAAUGUGCUGUUAUCGGAUUUGCUAAAUCAACUGUACUAUGUCGACAAGAAACAAAUUAUCAAUGGUAACGUUUUCCUGCGAUCACCUUCGUACAUCCGAAAUGUACAUGCGCGUCAUUUGAACAGUUUCCCAGUGAACCACUUUUUCGAUUUGAGAACCAAUCAAACUAUCUCGGCUGUGGUACACCUAUCGCAGGUGUACGCUCGAUCGUUGCAUAGUAAAACAAUAAACGGAAUUAAUAUUCCCAGGGAUGUUGCGUUGAUAAGCUCUACAAAAAACAUAAAUUCGGCACUUGCAUCGAAUUUCGUCGUCAUGAAAGACCUCACACUGUCGGCCGAGGAUCAGCACUUUACGAAGCAUGUUUUGGGCACUAAGGUGGAAGAUUUUUCUCAGAUUUAUUCAGGACGUGUUCAUCUGAAGGGAACGUUGAAGUUGAAGAAGCUUAAUAUGGAAAAUCAGAAGGAUCCACUAAUUCUAAAAGGUCUUACAGCUAGUCCUGAUGUUCAACGGUAUUUCUGGAUGAAACACAUUCAACAGGACAUUGGAACAUUCACCUUUAAUCGCAAUGUAGAGACUAGUCACCUAUUGUGCGCGGAGCUGAACUAUAAUCCUACGAGCAACUAUUUAAGGGGUGAUCAAUGGCCUUCGCAUUUGAAUCUAGAAAUGUCGAAUGUUUAUGUGCGGGGUUUCGUGAAGACGUAUGCCACAGUUCCCAGUUUCCUGCAGUAUAUUUAUUCUGAAGCCGUUCAACGCGGAUCCAUGUCAACUGUAUCAGGUCGUAAAGUCUUCACUGGUCAACUACAAACCGACACGCUGGUAGCAGAUGUUGUAGAUUCGAUCAACAUCCAAAGCUUGAUAUCCGACGCUAGCCCACUGGCGUUCCACGAUGGUGUCAAAGAAAUUGGGUACUUAUCGGUAGAGGAAUGUUACAUUGAGCUGCUUGGAGGAAUGACACUUAUGGAGUUUCAUAACAUUUCCUUCGCGUCUAUCAUUGAUAACAGUGUGAAUACUCAUAAUGCGCAACAACUUGAGUAUUUAUUCCUACCGGAUGUGAAAGCAGAGCAUUUUCGAAUAUCGUUGAUCAACGGGGUGAACGCAGAGAACUUUAUAUCCGAAAUCGAUAGCUUUACGUAUCGUGUUGAUCCCUUCGCAAAGCAGUUGAAGAUAGACAAUUUGGUGGUGAAGAAGAACGUAAUUUCGACGAGCCAAAUGUUUAUGGACUAUUUGAACAACAUUGGAGUUAAGGAAUACUUCAAACUGCUGACACUGAAGGGCGAGGGUGACCAUAUGAAACAAUGGGAAAUCGGGGGAUGCAAAACUCUGCAGAAGGGAAUGACGGUUGACGAGACAAUGAGUUUAUUGCACAUGAACAGCAUUAUCCUUGAUAACGUGCUCUACAAUUCAGCAAGGAAAACAGCUAAUCAGAAUAUAGUCGGCUUAUGGAGCAUAGGGCAGCUCGGUGCGAAAUAUUUGGCUACCAAGCAGAUAAAUGAUAUACCGACAAAACAUUUGCAGAAUUCCAACUUGAAAACAUUCAAACUUAAACACGAUAUCUCGAUCGGUACAUUGUCGGUAUCGGAUGCGCAGGGUCACAUGUUUCCCAACAGUUCAUCCUGCUCAAUGCCACCGAAUCUACAGGUGAUCGCCAGCUUAACGGUACACGGAUCGUUGCUGCUACAACAUUGGACUCCUGGAACGCUUCUGUAUGAUGCAAUGCUGUCAGCCGUCACUGGGAACACUGAAGUUUUUGAGAAAAAGAUAGUGUUUAAUGGAAAUUCCGUUGAGAUUUUGAAGAUGUGGAAUGAAGGCAACAUUUUUAGCAAAAGCUGCAACUUUAUGAGCCUGCUCAAUGACUCAGUGAUGAAAAAACAGCCUAAACUCAUUUUUCACACACAUGGAAAAGCAUUCAAGGAAGUCAUUUGUAGCGGCUCGGUAACAUCUAAUGAUUUGGUAACGGCAUCGUUGGUGAACGGAAUAGAUGUGGUUCGAUUGAAUCAGAGCAUUCACUCAGUGGGUCAUCACCAAGAAAUGAUAAAAUCGUACAAGUACUUCGAAGAAGUAAAAGUGGUACAACUGUUAUGCAGCGAUCAGCUGACCGACGGUAUCUAUCCUCACCAUUUGGAUCUUCAUUCUGAGGAGAGUCAGACGAUCAGAAAGCGAUAUCAGUUUGAUAACACUAUUGAGGUCAUCGGAAACUUGUACGUAGAAGCUAUUAACGACUUUUCGCUGCAGCAUUUCUUAGCCACACGCGUGGUUAAAAACCGGACAUACGCUCAGGAGUAUCAUCAGGAAAAGUCACAACAGGUAACUGGAUUGAUACAAUUUUCCAACUUGGUACUGUCAGGCGAACAUAAUACUGUUCACAUCGUUAACGGCAUCCCCGUGAGUGAGAUUGUAUCCAGAUCAUCCAACGAGCAUCAAAUCAUGGUUGAACCAAAGCAUGUGAAGGGCACUGUGCAUCUACUUGGGCCUACUUCGAUUAUGAAGUGCAACGAAGUGAAUCUGUUGGACGCAUACAAGUCUUCCUUUAUGAUCAAUGCCGCUGAAAUGGUAUUCAAGGAAUUGGUGUUUGCUAACGAAGGUAGUCUACAACAUGGAUUGACUAUUGAGAACAGACUGAAUGGUGUUUCCGUCCACAAAAUGAUGAACCUUCGGUUGUCCUCUGUGGAAGAUCUGUUACCGUUGAUCCCGGUAAUAAGAGAGCAACUCUCGAUUUCCAGUAGAGCAUAUGUAGCUAAUAGUGCUAAAGAAUCACGCUUGUUAUAUAUUGAAAACAUUCCGUUAGAUGAGAGCAGCGUUAUGACUCAAAGCAGUAGAACUAAACAGUUCAAAGCGAAUGGAACUAUUGAUUUUGAGAAAUCAUGCACGGAAGGUGUGAAUCGUUUUAAUGUAACUGUUCGUCAAAAUACGCCUGACGGUGAGACAAGCUCUGUACGAGCUACAGUGGACGGAAUGUUGCUUCGAUCCGAAUUCAAGGAAAUUGCCAACAACGGAGAACUGCAAACAUUAGUUGUAUCACAGGUGGAGAAAGAUUCUACCCUGGUGCUACUACUGUACGUUAGUAAAAAUGGUGUGUUAAGUGUACAACAGGAACUUCCUCUAAGUACAUCGGGAGCCUCAUUCCAUUUGAUACACGUGAACGAUUCAGCAUUAUUGCUGUCUGUGUCAGACUCCCACCAACUUCAGUUAGGCACAUUGGCGCCCAAUCUCAAGCUGUUCUACUACGAUCCUGUUUCAUUGCGUUUCGUUCACUUUAAGACAUUUAGCGGAAGCUACACUGAUGUUGUAGCAAUAGAUGUGGACGGCUUGAUAAUGUUUGCUCUUUCUGAGGAAAGCUCCACCAUGGUGGAAAUAUUUAUAAUGGAUCGUUCUUAUUCAUCGUUAUACCAGAAGCUUAUUUUCGAUUCGCCCGUGGCCUCUAUGAAAGCAUACACACUGCAAGGAAACCCGGCGCUACAAAUAGCAACUGUCGACAAUUUGGUUUACGUUUACGGUCACAGUAUUCUUGAGGGUUGGCGGCAGUUGUCGUAUGGUCGAAUUUCAUCUUUUGUGAACUAAGUUUUUUAUUUUUAAUAUUGUUAAUGUUUCGCUAGGAUUAGUUAUGUUAUAAUCAUUGUGUUUUUUUGUUUACAGACGUUUUGUUCUGUAUUUUAUGUACAACAAUAGUCAACCAUUGUUUCUAAAUGUAAUGCAUCUAUUGCAUGAAAACAA